Messenger RNA from Clupea harengus (Atlantic herring), 11476 nucleotides. It is a transcript of the gene nbeal1, whose product is annotated as neurobeachin-like 1. Lineage: Eukaryota; Metazoa; Chordata; Actinopteri; Clupeiformes; Clupeidae. The record is from RefSeq and is a predicted model, not a curated record. Gene Ontology annotation, cellular component: membrane; cytosol. Gene Ontology annotation, molecular function: protein kinase binding. Gene Ontology annotation, biological process: intracellular protein localization.
UUGGCGUUGGUUUUGAAAUACACGCAAGCAGCCCAAACCAAAGAACAUUGCCUUGAUAGACUCAUAGGAAGAACAGCCAAUCAAAAUAUAACAGAAGCGUAGCUCCUUCGCAACCCAGACACGCCCUUAACUACUCGUGAGCUCCACAUCGGCAACGUAAAGGAGUAACACACUGUCGCAAAACCCGAGUGCCUUUCAGAAGAAAAAAAUCAACAAACCCCUCCUGCCUGUGCUGUUUCCAGUGCCUUGCUGGUGCCGUUUCCGUGUGAAAGUGCCCUCUCAUUCGACGACGUUGACGGCAUCAACGAGUAAGUACCUGGUUGUCAGGUUGGACAGCGGUCGUUGAGUUUCGGAUGAACGUGAGCUAACUGGCUGACCAACCGGACCGUGGAAAGGAUAAGGAGAUAUUCAAAUUCAGACGGACCGAAGUGCCAGUUGAACAGUGUCAGCCAGCUGAGCAGGAAACACUACCUCACGGCCGGUCACCUGGGAAUUCAAGAUGGAUCAGUGCGUGGGGAACUUCUCGCCGUCGGCGCAGCUCGCCUGCCACAUCCAUCGGAAAUAGCUGAUUGCCGUCGCACCCAAAACCAGCACAUAGACUCACAGUGGAAUAUAUUUUCAUCGUUUUGGCUAUUUGGUUGGCGGUUGAGCCUUGGGGCCAUACUUGCCCGUCCAUGUGGCAUUGCAUUCUUGUGUUGCCGUAACUGCCAAAAAAUUCUGCCGUUACCAUAAUGUGGAGCCGUGAGAAGUGAGUGACGGGAUUAUUAUCUAAUAGCUGCCUACAUGCUCGCUGGCUUCCCCGCCGCCGUGAACCCAGCAGAAUGGCAUCAAACGAGAGGCUUUACGAGGUGUGGAUGCUCUACUGCAACAAGAGGGACCCAGACUACCUGAAGCUCUGGCUGGAGAUCUUCAUUGGCUCCUACGAGAGAUGUCUGGACGUGGACUUCGAGAAACCACCCACCAGGCUGGAGGAGGUGCCCCCGGUCAUGACCCUGCUCCCAGACACCAUCCUGCAGGUGUUACGUCAGCAGCUGCUGCAGUGCGUUCAGAAGGCGUCCGACGGCUUGGAGCCGGAGCAACAACACCUCGCGCUCUUACUCCUCAAGUUCCUCAUCAUCAUCUGCAGGAAUCUGUCCAAUGUUGAGGAGAUCGGCACCUGUUCCUACAUCAACCAUGUCAUCACCAUGACGACGCUCUACAUUCAACAGUUAAAGAGUAGGACGAAAGAGAAGGAGUUGGCUGACCAGACCCAGGCUGAGGAGUUUGUGCGUCUCGCUCUGGCCUUCUGUGAGAGCCUGUACGACCCCUACCACAACUGGAGACGCCACGCGCAGGGGCAGCAGCUCGGGACAGUGGAGAGGAGUCGACAGAAGUACAAAGCCGCCCCUCUCACAGUGGAGUUUGUCCCCUUCUUUUACCAGUGUUUCCAGGAGAGUGAGCAUCUGAAGGACAGUCUGAAAUGUUGUCUGCUGCACCUGUUUGGGGCGAUUGUGGCAGGGGACCAGCGUAACGCUCUGUGUGCCAUCUCUCCGGCCACUAUGGAGGUUCUGCUGGGGGUGCUGGGCGGGUGUGAGCGUGUGGGGGGUGGGGGCGGUCCCGUGGACGGGGACUCAGGGGACGGGGGGGUGGAGGCCCCGGAGCGGAAGGCCCUCCUGACGCUGGGCUGCCUGCGGGAGGUGGUGCAGCGUCUCCUGGCCAGCGCCUCCGACCAGCGGCAGGUGGAGAUCAGCGCCCUGCUGGAGAGCUACUUCAAGCUGCUGAACUCCGACCCCGCCACCGCCGGUGCGCCGCUGCAGGGCAAGGGUGGCGGUGGCGGCGGCCGCGGCAACAACAACAACAACCACGUCACCAUGACGACGGGCUCCACGCCGACAGUGCAGAGGUCCAGGCACUGGGAGAGCCGCUUUGUGGCCCUGCAGGAGCACAUGCUGGACACUAUCAGGGACAUGUUUGAGUGCUCAGACAGACCUGUACUGCAGGCCAUCUUCCUCAACAGCAACUGCUUUGAGCACCUAACCCGCCUACUACAGAACAGCAAGCUGGUUAAUGCUAGGUGUACGGCAGCUGACAAGGACCAAAAAGACUUAGCCAACAGGUUACUUACAGGAGAGCCUGACACUCAGGUGUUUCAGGGGAGGGUAGACUCUCUGGCCGUGGCAACUAUUAAAGCCUUGACAACAGUGAUGCACAAAUCCCCAGCUGCUAAGGAGGUGUUCAAGGAGCGGAUUGGCUACACUCACCUGUAUGAGGUGCUGGUCUCCCUGGGCCAGCCCUCUAGACACCUGCUGAAGGAGCUCAUGAACAUGGCGGUGGAGGGGGAACACUCCUCGGUGGGUCUGCUGGGCCUGAGUAACGUGGACCCGCUGCUCCUGCUGCUGCGCUGGCUGCCCGAGCUGACCUCCGCCGAGCUGCAGGUCUCCACCUCCGAGUGGCUGCGUCGACUCUGCUGCGCCGACCGGCGCACGCGCUCCACCUGCGUCAACGCCCGCAUGCCGCCCUGCAUCCUGGCCACGCUGCGCCACCACGGCCGGCUCCACCGCGCGGCCGCACACUCCCUGCUGGCGCUGCUGGGCUCGCUGGGCUCCCAGUCGCUAGGUGGCGCCGAGCUCCAGAGCCUGCUGCGGCUGCUGCGCCAGGAGGAGCCCGGGCGCCCGCACCCGUACGUGGGCGCGGCGCUGCGGGCGCUCCUGGCCAUGGCGCGGAGGACCUCCUCGGGGGGUCUGGAGAGCGCCACGCAGUACUUCGACCUGGCGCCCAGCAUGGCGGGCGUGGCCGUGCCGACCGUGCAGAGGUGGCCGGGCGCGGCGUUCAGCUUCCUGGCGUGGCUCUCGCUCGACCAGGAGACGCUGGGACCGCCGGGGAAGGGAGAGAAGAGGAAGCAGCUCUACAGUUUCUUCUCUCCGGGCGGUACAGGGUUCGAGGCCUUCAUCAGCGCGGCUGGUCUGCUGGUGGUUGCCGUGUGCACCAGGAAGGAGUACGUGACGGUGAUGCUGCCGGACUACUGCUUCUGUGAUUCGCUCUGGCAUAGUAUCGGCGUAGUGCAUGUUCCAGGCAAGAGGCCGUUUGGUCAGAGUCUGGUGCACAUCUAUGUGGACGGCCAACAGAAGCUGUCUUCCCCUCUCAAGUUCCCCAACAUGACAGAGCCCUUCACCUCCUGCUGUAUCGGCUCGGCGGGCCACCGCACCACCACCCCGCCCCCCUCCCAGAUUCCCGACCCCCCCUUCUCGGGCUCCUCCCCCGCCGGCCGCUCCUCCCUGGGGGGCAUCCUGUCGGCGGGAGCCUGGGGGGGGCUCCUGGGGGGGGGCAAGCCAGAGUCGGUGACCAAGCUCAUCUCCGCCGGCACGCAGGACUCCGAGUGGGGCAGUCCCACCUCGCUGCAGGGGCAGCUGGGAAGUGUCAUGGUGUUCCACGAGGCCCUGACGGCCAAUCACGUCAAAGCACUCUUCAGCGCAGGUCCAAACUGCAUCUCUCCUUUCAGAAGUCAGGAGGCGGAGCUAGGCGACCUGUCAACCAAACUCCUACUCCACUACUCUCCAAAGGCGUGUAGGAACCCAAUCUGUCUGGAUCUCUCCCCUAACCUGCUCCACGGCAGACUGACUGGGAACAAGGUGGUCAACUGGGACAUCAAGGACAUGAUCAACUGUAUCGGUGGGAUGCCAGUUCUGCUGCCCAUCCUGGAGCAGCUCACGCUGCUGACCCCAGAUCAGACGGAAUCCACGGGGUCGGAGGUCAUCUCCCCUGACCUCUCCACACCCGCGGACGGAGACUGGGUCAUCCUGCCCUCCAACAGGGCAUCAGAGGCGCGUCUGGAGAAGAACCUGGUGGCCACUUUCCUGCUGACUGUGAAGCACUUCCUGCAGAGACACCCCAUCAACCAGGAGAGUCUGCUACACACACACGCAGUCACAACACUGGGAGCACUGCUGCAGAAGCUCCCGGCCUUCCUGGUGGACGUGAGUGUGUUGGUGGCGGUGCAGCUGCUGAUGGAACAGGUGACGUGUGAGAAGAACGCCCCGCUGUUGCAGAAGCUCCACACACACCUGCUCUUCAACUUCAGCCUCUGGAACCAGGGAGACUUCCCCCUGCGCAUCGGCCACAUCCAGUACAUGUCCACCGUCAUCAAAGACAGCAGGAAGCAGUUUAGGAAGAGGUAUGGAGUUCAGUUCCUGCUGGACACCAUCCGCCUCUACUAUGGUAACCCCAGAGAGGGUGAGACCCUGAGCGAGGAUGACAUCCGCACCAUCCGAGCGUCCCUCUGUGGCCUCCUCAAGUACUACGUCAGCAAGGGCCUCACCCAGGAGGAGCUGCAAAGCAUUCUGGGAUACAUCGCCGCCAUCGGAGACGAGGAGCAGCUGUGUGGGGUCCUGGAGCUGCUCCUGACGCUGCUGCAGACGAGCGCGGCGCGUGAUCAACUCUUCCUCCUGAUGUUUGAGCCGGGGGCGGCCGACUCCUGCUACGCCCUGCUGCUCAACAACAAACACUCCGACCGCCUCAGAGAGCUCGUCUUCAAGCUGUUUGAGCGCAUGUUGAAGUGUGAGCGUGUGUAUGAGCGCAGUAAACACAGGCUGAAGCUGAGGGAUGUGGGAUACUCCGGCCUCACACUCCUCCUCCCCGACACACACAUCACACACACCCUCGUCAGGAGCCUCCUCAACCAGGUGCUCAACACAGACACUGUUAUCAGCUAUAAGGACCUGAUGGCUCUGGUGCAGCUGGCCCAUCGUGCUGGACCCAACGUCCGUCUGACCGUCUGCAAGAGAAUCUACUCUCUGCUCCAGACUCAUCAGGAUGCUGCUCAUCAGAUCUCGAGGCAGCUGUGCUGGCAGGAGACUCUCACGCGGCUCUUCCUGCGGCCGCCUGCAGGGGGCGACGGGGGGUCGGGGCGGGGCGGGGGCGACGCCGCCAGCCUGGGCAGCCUGGACCUGAGCCGGGGGGGCGGGGGCCGCCUGGAGACCCAUCUGGACGCGCCCUCGGGCCGCAGGACCCCCUCCGACUGCGGGGGCGACGGGCGCUCCGUGGACAGCCUGGACGCGGGGGACGCGGCGUCCUUCUGCGAGACCGCCCCGGGGAGGGGGGGGGGGUUGAGUCUAGACCUGUCCCAGCAGGGGGACAGCGGCAGCCAGACGCCCGGGAGCAUGCCCAGUACGCCGUCGCCCCUGGAGACCAGCAAGCCCUUCCCAGGAGCCCCGGCGGCGGCCGAGCGGGACCACAGCUCGUCCCUGACUGAUGACAGCUUCCUGUUCAGCGACAACAUCUCGCUGGGAGAGUCUUUCAACAGCGCAGAGCGUGCGGAGGAGGAGCUGUGUCGACUCCUGCAGGAGGUGGUGUUGUGUGUGAUGUGGCGAGGGGUGGAGGGCUCUGACGAUGCCGCCUGGCAGGAGAGGGGUCAGGUGUUCUCUGCCCUCACCAAGCUGGGCACCUCCAACGACCUGCUCAUGCCCGUCGACCAGGUCAAGCUCAGUCUGCUGGAGCGCAUGCUGGAGUUGGCGGUGUCGGCCAACCGUGAGUCCCCCGCGGCGACGCUCCCCCAGCACACGGAGAGCGCGGUGCGUCUGCUGCACGUGGUCCAGGACUUCCUGCAGGCGGAGGGGCUGGUGUCGCCAGCGCUGUGGAGCGAGCGGCUCCUGGAGGAGACCGUGGCCCUCAUGGACGCCCUCAUGGUGUGGCACACCGCCGGGCAGCAGUGGCACCAGCUGGCACAGCUCGGACUCAGGCUGCUGCUGGGCUUCAUGGCGCAGGAGGACCCGCAGGUGUGUGCCAUGGCCACCGCCAGGCUGAACGGCAUCCUCCAGACCAAGUCGAUCGAGUCUCAGGACGAGGCGUGCUACCUGCUGGGGCGCGUGGAGGCCAUCCUGCGGCGCGCCCUGGAGACGCGGGCGGACGGGGCGGACGGGGAGGAGACCUACUCCUUCCUGGUGCCUCUCUUGCGCACCCUGCUGGCCAAGGUGCACCGCACGCUCUACAUGGAGCUCCACCUCCCCGGCCUCCCCGACACCAACGGCAGCCCCUCCUUCUUCGAGGACUUCCAGCAGUACUGCAGGGCGCCCGAGUGGAGGGUGUACCUGGACAAAUACAUCAUCCCCUACAUGAAGCAGUAUGAGAUCGAGACCUUUAGUCUGGGUCAUGAGACCAUGGCUCUCUUCUGGAAGGAUUGCCACCAGGCCUUUAUGGUCAACCUGCACGGGCGAGAGAGGGAGAGAGGGGAGAGCAAGAUCCGCUUCCAGGAGCAGUUUGUGGAACCCUUCAGCAGACGUGGCCGACAGGAGAACCUGCGCUACAACAGCAUGCUCAAGCAGCUGCACACGCACAACAGCGCCACCUUCAGGCAGUGGAAGGCAGCGCGCCGAGGCCUUGUCUGUGAGAGAGGGCCCUGGGCAGACAGUCAGCAGAGUGAGCUCCACUGGCGUCUGUCCAGCGCUGAGAACUACUCCCGCAUGCGUCUGAAACUGGUGCGCAGCGCGACCUUCGACCCGCACCGUGAGGCCAGCGCACUCAGAGACAACCUCGGGGUGCAGCGGCAGCAGGUGUGUGCCGAGUCGCUCCUGCUCGAGGCGGCCAAGCAGGUGAAGGUCAGCGACCUGGAGGACGACAUCCUGGAGCUGCCCGAGGAGGACCCCGCCACGGCCAAUCAGGUGGAGGCGGAGGAGGUGGGCCAGAAGGAGAAGCUGGUGUUGUGGGAGGACUGUGAGCUGGUGACGGUGGUGGACGUGUUCCCCGGGCGCCUGGAGCUCACCACGCAGCACAUCUACUUCUACGACAGCAGCACCGAGAAGGAGGAGGGCGUGGGUCAGGACUUCAAGUGGCCGCUGUCUCAGAUCCGUGAGGUGCACCUGCGCCGAUACAACCUUCGUCGCUCCGCCCUGGAGAUCUUCCUCAUCGACCAGACCAACUACUUCCUCAACUUCAAGAAGGAGGUGCGUAAUAAGGUCUAUAACCGGCUGCUGUUGCUGCGUUCUCUCUCUCUGUACGGAACACGCUCUCCUCAGGAGCUCCUCAAGGCCUCAGGCCUCACACAGAAAUGGGUGAACCGGGAGAUCUCCAACUUUGACUACCUGAUCCAGCUCAACACGGUCGCCGGGCGGACCUACAACAACCUGGCCCAGUACCCUGUGUUUCCCUGGAUCUUGUCAGACUACACGUCAGAGGAGUUGGACCUGUCGGACCCGCGCGUGUUCCGAGAUCUGUCCAAGCCCGUCGCCGUGCUCAACGAGAGGAACGCCAAGGCCGUCAGAGAGAAGUUCGAGAGUUUCGAGGACCCCACGGGCACCAUCGACCGCUUCCACUACGGGACGCACUAUUCCAACGCCGCGGGGGUGAUGCACUACCUCAUCCGGGUCGAACCAUUCACCUCGCUGCACAUCGAGCUGCAGAGCGGACGCUUUGACUGUGCUGAUCGUCAGUUCCACUCCAUCCCGGCCACCUGGCAGGCUCUGAUGGAUAAUCCCAACGACGUCAAAGAGCUCAUCCCGGAAUUCUUCUACUUCCCAGAGUUCCUGGAGAACCAGAAUGGUUUUGACCUGGGCCGGCUGCAGAUCUCCAAGGAGCGGGUGAAUGAUGUCAUCCUGCCCAAAUGGGCCACAUCCCCGCAGGACUUCAUCUACAAACACCGGAAAGCUCUGGAGUCUGAGUACGUGUCUGCCCAUCUACACGAGUGGAUUGAUCUGAUCUUUGGGUACAAACAGAGGGGCCCAGCUGCAGUGGAGGCUCUCAAUGUGUUUUACUACUGCACUUAUGAAGGGGCGGUGGAUCUGGACGCCAUCACUGAUGAGAAGGAGCGGAAGGCUCUGGAAGGGAUGAUCAGCAACUUUGGACAGACGCCGUGCCAGCUGCUCAAGGAGCCCCAUCCCGUGCGUCUGUCUCUGGAGGAGCUGGAGAAGAGGAAGGCCCGGCUGGACUCCUGUCCUCUCAGCGUCUUUGAACACGUCACCGAACUCAAGUCCUUCUUCGUGGAGGGCAUUAGUGACGGUGUUGCGCUGGUGAAGGCUGUGGUUCCUAAGAACCAGUCCCACUCCUUCAUCUCCCAGGGCAGCCCCGACUCUCUGGUAACGGUGAGCCAGAACUGCCUGAUGGGAACUCACGGCUGGUUGCCUUACGACAAGAACAUCUCCAACUACUUCACCUUCAUCAAAGACCCCACUGUGUCCAACCCCAAGACUCAGCGUGUCCUGUCGGGUCGGUUCUGUCCGAGUGUGGAGGUGGCGUCCGGUCUGUUUGUCGUGUCCCACGACGGCAAGCUGCUCUUCAGCGGAGGCCACUGGGACAACAGCCUGAGGGUCACCUCACUGGUCAAGGGCAAGACCACGGGACAACACAUCAGACACAUGGACAUCGUGACGUGCCUGGCGACGGAUCACUGUGGGAUCCACCUGAUGACCGGCUCCAGGGACACUACCUGCAUGGUGUGGCAGGUGCUGCAGCAGGGUGGUGCUCCAGUAGGUCUCUAUCCUAAGCCUGUGCAGGUGCUGUACGGACACACAGAUGAGGUGGUCAGUGUGAGCAUCAGCACAGAACUGGACAUGGCUGUCUCAGGAUCACGGGACGGAACGGUGAUCAUCCACACGGUGCGGCGGGGGCAGUACCUGCGCUCGCUGCGUCCCCCCUGUGAGAGCUCACUUCCUGUAUCCAUCAUGCACCUGGCCGUGUCCUGGGAGGGACACCUGGUAGUGCACACCUGUGUGGAGGGGAAAGCCACACUCAAGGAUAAGAACGCCCUGCACCUGUACUCUGUGAAUGGGAAGCACCUGUGCACAGAGGCUCUGAGGGAGCAGGUGACGGACAUGUGUGUGUCGGGGGAGUACGUCGUCAUGGGCAGCGAACAGGGCUACCUGUCAAUCAGAGAUCUGUACAGCCUGGCGCUGUGUGUGCCCCCGCUGGCGAUGCGCGUGGCGGUGCGGUGUGUGUCGGUGACCAAGGAGCAGAGCCAGGUGCUGGUGGGGCUUCAGGACGGGAAGCUGAUCGUGGUGGGCGUGGGCAAGCCGGCCGAGAUGCGCCCCGGCCAGAUCACUCGGAAGCUGUGGGGUUCCAGCAAGCGUCUGACCCAGAUAUCCUCGGGAGAGACGGAGUACCACUGAUCCCGCACCCUCCCUCCACCCCCUCACCUCCCAACUGGCCCGCUGCCCUGUCAAUCAUGACAAUCAUCCAAUCAGAGCUGGCCAGACCACGUGUGAUUGGAGAAUGACUGAGUUUGGUUGGCCCUUACUGUGGGCCUGGACCCUACCUCCAGAUAGUGUGUGUGUGUGUGUGUGUGUGUCUGUGUGUGUGUGUGUGUGUGUGUCUGUGUCUGUGUGUGUGUGUGUGUGUGUGUGUGUGUGUGUGUGUGUGUGUCCUGACAGCUGGACAAGCGCGGGCGCUCUGGCUCAGUUUGUCGUGUGUGUGUGUGUGUGUGUGUGUGUGUGUGUGUGUGUGUGCCUGUCUCACUGCAUCCCCAUACAUUAACCCAAAUAGCAUGUUACCCUGUCACACCAAUCCCAUAAUCCUUCACUCUUAAAAUGACCAUCAUCAUCAUCAUCAUCAUCAUCAUCACCAUCAGUUGCAAUCUUUCACACUGUACCACAGGAAAAGUCCACUUUCGUGUUGGUCAGGGGGACAUUGUUUGGUGUUUUAGUGUGUGUGUGUGUGUGUGUGUGUGUGUGUGUGUGUGUGUGUGUGUGUGUGUGUCUCUGUGUUCUGCCUUUUGGUGCAAGGUGUAGAAUGGCCAUGUGUGAGGCAGUAAAUGUUCAGAGAUUGUGUGUGUGUGUGUGUGUGUGUGUCUCAUCACAUGACAUCAUACACAUCAUACACACACCAUGUCUUGUGGCAUAAGGUUCACCAAUGUAAACACACACUCUCAUUUUAAUGAAGUUUAAAGACAUUUUGUUGAUUUUGCAAACGGCAACUUGUGUCAGUGAAGCAAUAUUUUGUAACAAACUCUCUCACACACACACACACACACACACACACACACACACACCUGCUAACACUGUUGUGGUAGUGUGUGUGUGUGGUCACUUUAGAGUGCUCGACUUUUUAACCAUAGAAUGUUUUCUUUACUCAUUACUUGAAAUGAUCAUGUUUGUUUGUUUGUUUGUUUGUGUGUUGUUAUUUAUGUGACUUGGGCUGAGCGGUUGCGUUGCCUAGUGUGUGUGUGAUGGCUGGUGAUGAGGGUAGUGGACACAGGGCUCACACACACUCUCCUCCAGACCAGGGGAAUGCUAAGGGCUCCCCCCCCCCCCCGAAUCAGCCCUCCACAUGGUACAUUCCAGCCUCUGCUUUAGUGGCUGACCAAAACAACACUGCUAUAGUCUUCCUGGUUAGUCCACGGGGCCUCUUAAGGAGGGGGGUGGACACUGAUGUUGGGUCAAAGAUGGGAAGAUGCCUCCACCUCUGUCUGCUUGAGCGCCCCUCUGUUGAGGACGGUUCUGUGUGUCGUUCUUGUCUUGUCUUGUGUGUGUGUGUCCUGGUAUGUGUGUUUGAAUGAAUGACUCUCAAACGGUUCUCUGCAGAAAUGCCAAAGCCAGAGACCUGUGGAGUGACUGUAGGCUGUGAGAGACACACACACACACACACACACACACACACACCACACACACACUGUAGGCUGUGAGACAGUGCCCUGGCCAGUAGGUGGCGCUGUGGAGUGACUGUAGGCUGUAAGACACACACACACACACACACACACACACACACUGUAGGCUGUGAGGCAGUGCCCUGGCCAGCAGGUGGCGCUAUAAGAGUGAUUGGUCAGUUAAGGGCCUCUGUGUAUUCAGUCUCACUGCCCUGUGCACCCACCCGUGGCAAAACACUUAUGAUCGUAAGACAAAGACAAACUUCAGCGUCUGUGUGUGUGUGGAUGUGUGUGCCUGUGUGUGAACCGUCGUGUCUUUGUUUUUAUUCUGUGCUAUGACCUGACGGUGUGUGUGUGUGUGUGUGUGUGUGUGUGUGUAUAAUAUAUUCCACCACUGAAAUAAAAACAGAGUGCCUUUUCCCCAUGAUGCCCCAGUGCUUCCUGAUGCAGAAACCCCCGUUCCCCGUCCCCGUCCGCGACCCUUGACCUCCAUAAACAACAGCAUUCCACUAAAAGGAAAAUGAAAUGCCUCUUUUGGGAAUCAAAAAUCAUCAAAGCUCUUUGCCAGAGGUUGGAUCUAACCAGAAUCUUUGUGACUCUUAAAGUUUAGCUGCUUUAGAUUUGACUUGUUACCAAUGGAUGUGAGUUCAUGUCAGUGUGUGUGUGUGUGUGUGUGUGUGUGUGUGUGUGUGUGUGUGUGUGUGUGCUUAUUUAUGAAUACGGUAUGAAAUGUACAGCAUGGUUUUUAUUUCUGUGUAUUUGAACUGUAUUUUUUGCACUUUCAAGGUACUACCAAUUGUUGAGAUUUGAUUGAUUGAUUGAUUUAUUGAUUAAUUAAUGAAUUGAUUGUUUUAAAUGGCUUCUUGAUCUGUACAGAAAAACUGCUUUGUAUACACAAGUGGAAAAUGAGAAUUAAAGCCCUAUUGAAAAUCA